Hippopotamus amphibius kiboko is the source of this 2775-nucleotide messenger RNA. RefSeq names its product transmembrane protein 259 (gene TMEM259). The record is from RefSeq and is a predicted model, not a curated record. Bases 184 to 2121 code for a protein of 645 amino acids. Lineage: Eukaryota; Metazoa; Chordata; Mammalia; Artiodactyla; Hippopotamidae. Gene Ontology annotation, cellular component: endoplasmic reticulum. The transcript has 11 exons. Gene Ontology annotation, biological process: response to endoplasmic reticulum stress; positive regulation of ERAD pathway.
UCCCAGGGCGGCCGCUCUUGCCGGCGCGGCGACUCGCUGGCGUCAGCCGGGGCGCGGAGGCGGAAGAUGGCGGCGGCGGCGGCCGGGCGGCCCUGAGGAGCGAGGCGGCGGCCAGGACGGCCGAUGGCGGUCGGGGGGCGCCCUCGGGGACCCGCGGGCCGUUAGGGCGCGACGCCGGGCGGCAUGUCGGAGCACGCGGCGCCCGGGGCCCCGGGGCCCGGACCCAACGGCGGCGGCGGCGGCGGCCCGGCCCCCGCGCGCGGGCCGCGCACCCCCAACCUCAACCCGAACCCGCUCAUCAACGUGCGCGACCGGCUCUUCCACGCGCUCUUCUUCAAGAUGGCUGUCACCUACUCGCGCCUCUUCCCUCCCGCCUUCCGCCGUCUCUUCGAGUUCUUCGUGUUGCUCAAGGCCCUGUUCGUGCUUUUCGUCCUGGCCUACAUCCACAUCGCCUUCUCCCGCUCGCCCAUCAACUGCCUGGAGCACGUGCGAGACAAGUGGCCGCGAGAGGGCAUCCUGCGCGUGGAGGUGCAGCACAACUCGAGCCGCGCGCCCGUCUUCCUGCAGUUCUGUGACGGCGGCCGCGGCGGCUUCCCCGGCCUGGCGGUGGAGCCUGGCGCCCUGGAGCUGGAGGAGGAGGAGGAGGAGGAGGAGCUGACCAUGGAGAUGUUCGGGAACAGCUCCGUCAAGUCGGUGGGGAAAGAGGCCUCCGGGCCCAACCCUUCGGCACGGUGGGCCUGCCGACCCCUGCCUCCCGCUCCACAGUUUGAGCUGGACAUCGAGCCCAAGGUGUUCAAGCCGCCAGGUGGCCCCGAGGCCCUCAACGACAGCCAGGAGUUCCCCUUCCCUGAGACGCCCACGAAAGCGUGGCCACAGGACGAGUACAUCGUGGAGUACUCGCUGGAGUACGGCUUCCUGCGGCUGUCGCAGGCGACGCGGCAGCGGCUCAGCAUCCCCGUCAUGGUGGUCACCCUGGACCCCACGCGGGACCAGUGCUUCGGGGAUCGCUUCAGCCGCCUGCUGCUGGCCGAGUUCCUGGGCUACGACGACAUCCUCAUGUCCAGCGUGAAGGGCCUGGCGGAGAACGAGGAGAACAAGGGCUUCCUGCGGAACGUGGUGUCCGGGGAGCACUACCGGUUCGUGAGCAUGUGGAUGGCCCGCACGUCCUACCUGGCCGCCUUCGUCAUCAUGGUCAUCUUCACCCUGAGCGUGUCCAUGCUGCUGCGCUACUCCCACCACCAGAUCUUCGUCUUCAUUGUGGACCUGCUGCAGAUGCUGGAGAUGAACAUGGCCAUCGCCUUCCCCGCAGCGCCUCUGUUGACCGUCAUCCUGGCCCUCGUGGGGAUGGAGGCCAUCAUGUCCGAGUUCUUCAACGACACCACCACGGCCUUCUACAUCAUCCUCAUCGUGUGGCUGGCCGACCAGUAUGACGCCAUCUGCUGUCACACGGGCACCAGCAAGCGGCACUGGCUCCGGUUCUUCUACCUGUACCACUUCGCCUUCUACGCCUACCACUACCGCUUCAACGGGCAGUACAGCAGUCUGGCCCUCGUCACCUCCUGGCUCUUCAUCCAGCAUUCCAUGAUCUACUUCUUCCACCACUACGAGCUGCCCGCCAUCCUGCAGCAGAUCCGCGUCCAGGAGAUGCUGCUGCAGGCCCCGCCGCUGGGCCCCGGCGCCCCCACGGCCCUGCCCGACGACCUCAACAACAACGGGGGCGCCCUGGCCGCCGGCCCCGACGCUGCCGGCCAGCCCCCCGCCCUGGGCCCUGGCUUGCAGGGUGCUGGCGGGGUUCCCGGGCCUGUGGCUGAGGCGCCCAGCUCCCUGGUGGCCGCGGCGGCCUCGGUGGCUGCAGCAGCCAGUGGGGACCUGGGCUGGAUGGCGGAGACGGCUGCCAUCAUCACAGACGCCUCCUUCCUGUCGGGCCUGAGUGCCUCUCUCCUGGACCGGCGGCCGGCCAGCUCCCUGAGCCCCAGCGGGGCACUUCCCCGGACCCCCCGGGACAGGACCCCCCCAGGCGACUCCCCGGGGUCAGACGCAGACCCUCAGGCCGCCGUGGAGAGCGGGCGCGGCCUGGCGUCCCCAGCUCCAGUGGGUGCGCCCUCGGAGGGCGGCUCCUGAGCCCUGGGCCGCUGACCGCCUCUGUCCCUGGCCGUCCAGGCCAGCCGGGGGUGACCUGGCUGGAGCCCUCCGAGGUCAGGGAGGCUGGACCCAGCGGCUCUGGGACUGCCCAGCCUGCCGUGGGCGGUGUCGGGUCCAUCAGGUUCGCUUGGAGGCAGGCUUCUCUCCCCAGGGUGUGGGGCCUGCCUGCGACCCGUCCCUGCUUAUGGUGACCGUCCUCAGCCCGUGAGUCAAGAUGGCCGAGGAGCCAGAGUGGGAGAAGGGGCAGGGGCUCCAUGGAAGGUUCUGGAAGGGGUUGGUGAAAGGUCUGGAGCAAGCUGCCCCAGGGCAAAGCAGGCAAGUCCCUGAGCAAGGUGAAACAGGUGGGGCCGGCUCAGCUGGUGCUCUGCCGUGCACAGUGCCUUUCCACGGCCACCCCACGCACCUGGGCUGGGGUCCCAGGAAGGUGGAGCGAGGCCCAGGACGGUGCUCGGGGCGCCCGCAUCGAAGACAGCCACGGGGCGCCCGGGUCCCACCCUGCACGGGGCGGGGCGACGGCCGGCGGCCCAGCCCCGUCACUCCCGUGAGGAAGGCAGGAGAGCGCUCAUUCCACUAUUUAAUUGCAGUGUACAAAGUGGUGUUUGUAUAUAGAAUAAACUGUCUGUGGACAGCGGC